Schistocerca gregaria is the source of this 1918-nucleotide messenger RNA. Its product is annotated as MHC class II regulatory factor RFX1-like. The record is from RefSeq and is a predicted model, not a curated record. The coding region runs from base 22 to 1398 and encodes 458 amino acids. NCBI's taxonomy places the organism in Eukaryota, Metazoa, Arthropoda, Insecta, Orthoptera, Acrididae. The transcript has 8 exons.
CCGUCGCGUCACGAACAAGACAUGCAGGCGCUGCUGCUGGCCGCUCUGGUGGCGAUGUCGGCCCGGGAAGGCGCCGCGACGCCGACGCCACCCCCGGCCGCCGCCCCCACCCCGCUGCCCACCUCGGAGACCGCCACUGCCGAAGCACACGACGCGUCGUCGACGCCCUCCACGGAGCGCAUCGCACGGCCGCCCGACUUCGUGCCCAGCCCGCAGCUCGAGCCAGGCUCCACCGGCGCAGACGUCGACGGCACCGGCGGCGGGUGGCAGGUGUCCUCGCCGCUGCGACAGCCUCCUCCAGAGGCCGGGAAGUCUGCAGCCGCUGGGCUUCCACAGCACACGGGCUCGGCGUCACACGCCGCAUCUGUCAGCCACCGGCUGGCUGACUUCUUCGAGGCACUGCCUCCGAAGCACCAGGAGUCGGAGUUCAGGCCGAUGGUGCAUCACCUCCUACAUGGGCCCGUGCUGCCAGAGACACCUGGCGGAGUGUCGGUGCACCAGGGCAGUGCGGUGCCCACGGAAGUGUCCGACCCCGUGGAGCUGUACCUGGACGCCAUGAAGACUCAGCUGCGGCACCAGAAGGACAGACCCCCAGUCACGGGCAGCAGCAAGUUCCACGGCGGGCGCGAGCCGACCGUCAGCGGUAACGACCACAGAUCUGUGAGCGAGUACCUCAAAGCGGCUCCAGCAGACUUUGCAGGGCUGGAGCAGCAGCAGCAGCAGCAGCAGGACGCCGACUUCCCGGCAGUGUGGGGCGAGCCCAAGGUGAGCGGCAAGCCGGUCCGCUUCGAGGAGGACGCGUCGGGGACGCAGGCGGUGGUGGUGGUGGGCGCCAGGGGCGGCGGGGGCGGCGGGGGCGGCGGGGGCGGCGGCGGCGCCUUCCCCUACCUGUACGAGCAGCCGGCCGGCAGCUUUCCUGAGGUGGUAGUUCCAAGCACUGUCGGGAAGAAACAUCAUGGCAGAAAGAAGAUUGGAGUGGCCAGGCCUUCACCCAGAAGCGGCCUGGUCCAGAAGGUGCUCCAUGCGCUGGCCGCCUUCAUCCCCCUGGGCCUCUUCCUGGCCAGCAUACAGCCGUCCGUCAUCACGGUCAACUCCAGCGCGCCUGCACCGGGCGCGCCCCGGCAGCGAUCGCUGGUGGGCGACUCUCCUGACGAGCUGCUGGCUGCCGGCGCGGGGGCGGACUGCGAGGCCCGGCUGCUGUGCGAGGCGGCGGUGCGGGGGCGGCUGGAGGCGGCCGACGCCCCCGAGCGUGCCCUGUGGCUGGCCGCGCACCGGACACCAGACAAGAUGGCACUGGCCUUGGGGCUGUACGACGUCUUGAAAGCCAUCCGUACUGGUACGUGCGAUCUCUACAGGUGCCGUGCGAUGCAAGACGAACCAUUCGGAAGUCCGACGUAAAAUUGCAGUUUUCUGCCACGACACUGGAUGGCCUAUAGUCACAGUGGCGGCAUUAGUGGCAGAACUGUGAACCGCCACACUGACCAGAGAUGAACACUAAAGGAGCGUCCUUCAGAAGUGUUUGAAGCAAAUAUGUAUCAUUCCAGCAGCGCCCAGUUCAGUAUUGAAACCUACUUAGAAAAUCUGUGAAAGUUUGUGGAACUCGCUGUGUUUACAACUGUAGAUCUUCCACUAAUGAACGGAUUCUAAGAUUUGUUGAGGAAUGAUAAAACUGAUGGUGGUCUGUUCACCACAUUUAGGAGGCAACAGGGCAAUCCCGCGGCCAAUUGGAGUGUGUGGCGCCAAGUUUUCGUCGUUUAAAAAUGGUGCGUUGUCGACCAACACAACAUUGCUAAUUUUGGUUACUACUGGAAUCAGCUAUCCAGCGUUAAAAUUUCGUGACACAAUUUUUCUCCACCCUGUAUAUUCGAAAAGCAGUUCACUUCAUAUUAGAUUUUAAUAAAAUUUAAUUUUAUAAACA